Haemorhous mexicanus (house finch) is the source of this 3523-nucleotide messenger RNA. RefSeq names its product mitogen-activated protein kinase kinase kinase 11-like. NCBI's taxonomy places the organism in Eukaryota, Metazoa, Chordata, Aves, Passeriformes, Fringillidae. Gene Ontology annotation, biological process: microtubule-based process; protein phosphorylation; positive regulation of apoptotic process. Gene Ontology annotation, cellular component: centrosome. Gene Ontology annotation, molecular function: ATP binding; JUN kinase kinase kinase activity. The record is from RefSeq and is a predicted model, not a curated record.
GGGGGCUCCGGGGCCCGCAGGGGGGCCGUGGAGGGUUGGGGAGGGGGCGCAGGGACCCCCUGGGGGCUCCGGGGACCCAUUGGUGACACCGGGAUCGGGGGGAUCCCCGGGGAGCGACAGAGAGUCUGAGGAGCAACCGGGACCGCGGGGAGCCGUGGGGACCCCCGGGAUCCAUAGGGACCCCCAGGAGCGUUCAGGUGCUGUGAGAACCCGCCGGGACCCCCGGCAGUGACGGGACCUAUAGGGCACCUAUAGGAUCCAUAAGGGACCACGUGAGGUGUGAGGACCCCCCCAGGACCCCCUGGAACCCCCCCCGGGGGGGCUGCACGGGGACCCCCAGAGCUGUCAGACCUCACCGGCAGCACCUGCAGGGCUCAGGUGACCCCAGUGACCCCCCCCAGGAUAUAAAAAGGGACCCCAUGGGGACCCCCUGGCACCCAUAGACCCCCCCCCCGGGCACCCAUAGGACCCCCCCCGGGCACUCACAGGGGCUCCCCAAGCCCCCCGAGCAGCUUCAGGACCCCCCCAAAGCCCACCCCCAGCGGGCCGGAGCUGGGGGAGGGGGGGUCGCACCCCAUGGAGUGGGGCCGGGCAUCCCCCCCCUCCCCAUCCUCCCCCCCGGCGGGGUCUCACUCCCCCUCCCCUCCCCUUUCCCCAUCCCCCCCCCUGUCCCCCCUCUUCCCACGGCGCUCCCCUUUCCCCCCCUCCCCCAGAGGGGGGUCCCGCUCCCCCUCCCCAUCCCCGGGGGGCUCCCGUUCGCCGUCCCCUCCCUCCCCGGGUGGGUCCCGCUCUCCCUCCCCGCCAUCCCCGGGCGGUUCCCGUUCCCCGUCCCCACCGGGCGGUUGGGAACCGGCCCGGGCGGCUUUCGGGGAGCUGCGGCUGGAGGAGGUGAUCGGGGCCGGGGGCUUCGGCCGCGUUUUCCGGGGCACCUGGCGGGGCCAGGUGGUGGCGGUGAAGGCGGCGCGGGGCGACGCGGGGGCGGCGGGGGCGGCCAGCCUGCGGCGGGAGGCGCGGCUCUACGCCCGCCUGCGACACCCCAACGUGGUGGCGCUGCGGGCCGUGUGCCUGGAGCCCCCCCACCUGUGCCUGGUGAUGGAGUUCGCGGCGGGGGGGCCGCUCUCCAGGGCCCUGGCCGGACGGAGGGUCCCCCCCGCCGUCCUGCUGGACUGGGCUCGCCAGGUGGCGCGGGGGAUGCGCUACCUGCACAGCGGGACCCCCGUGCCGCUCAUCCACCGAGACCUCAAGUCCAGCAAUGUUCUGCUGGCCCAGCCCGUGGUGGGUGACGAUGUGAGCGGGAAGACGCUGAAGAUCACCGACUUCGGGCUGGCCCGCGAGUGGCAGCGAACCACCAAGAUGAGCGCGGCCGGCACCUACGCCUGGAUGGCCCCCGAGGUGAUCCGGGCAUCCACCUUCUCCAAGGGCAGCGACGUCUGGAGUUACGGGGUGCUGCUGUGGGAGCUGCUGACCGGGGAGGUGCCGUACCGGGGCAUCGACGGGCUGGCCGUGGCCUACGGGGUGGCCGUCAACAAACUGACCCUGCCCAUCCCGUCCACCUGCCCCCCGCCCUUCGCCCAGCUCAUGGCAGCCUGCUGGGAGCAGGACCCCCACCGGCGGCCGGGCUUCGGGACCAUCCUGCGGCGCCUGGGGGGGCUGGAGCCGGGGGGGCUGGGGCCCCCCGAGUCCUUCCACUCCCUGCAGGAGUCCUGGCGCCGCGAGAUCCAGGGGCUCUUCGAUGAGCUGAGGGCGAGGGAGAAGGAGCUGCGCAGCCGGGAGGAGGCCGUGGCCAGGACCUCGCGGGCCCAGCGCUCCCAGGCCGAGGCGCUGCGGCAGCGCGAGGCCGCCGUGGCCCGCCGGGAGCUCGAGGUGCUGGAACGGGAGCUCAGCCUCAUGCUCAGGGGACCCCCCCGGCCCCCCCCGGCCCCCAAGAGACGCCGACCCCCCUUCCGGAGGCCACGGAAACCGGCGGAUCUCAUUGGGAUGCCCCAGGAUUUCAAGCACCGCCUGACGGUCCAGGCCUCACCUGGGGGGGACCCCCGGAACCACGACCCCGAGGAUGGGCCGGGGGAAUCCCCCCCCUUCCCCCGCCUGCGCGCCAUCCAGCUGGAGCCCGAGGAGGAGGAGGAGCCGCCGCGGGGCCGCGGGGGGCGGGGCAGUGCCCCCAAUGGCAGGCGCCGCCUGCGCCCGGACGAGACCACCUGGUACCUGGACACGGAGGAGCUGAGCCCGGGGGACGCGUCCCCCAACGGCGAGGCCGGGCCCCCAGAGGCCGAGGAGGGUCGGGGGUCUCGGGGAGGGACCCCCCGGCUGCUGCGGCGGGCGCUGCUGAAGGGCUCGGCCCUGCUGGCGUCGCUGGGGCUGGGCCGGGAGCUGGCGCCCCCCGAGUCCCCCCGCAGCCCCCCGCCCUCCCCCGGCCUCCUGCGCCUGUCCCCGCGCCGCUGGGAGCGCACCCUGGGGUCCCCCGAGUCACCCGGGACCCCCGAGACCGGCCGUGCCUGGAGCCCCGGGACCCCUGAGCCGAGCCAAGCCCGGAGCCCCGGAUCCCCCGACCCCAGCGGGCUCCGGACCCCCGGGACCCCCAGGACCCCUGAGCCGAGCCGAGCGCGGACUCCCGGAUCCCCCGAUCCCAGCGGAGUCCGGACCCCCGGGACCCCCGGGACCCCCGAGCAGGGGCGAGCCCGGACCCCCGGGUCCCCGGACCCGAGUGGAAUCCGGACCCCCGGGACCCCCAGGACCCCCGGGACCCCCGAGCAGAGGCCAGCCCGGACCCCCAGGACCCUGGAGCUGAAUUGGUCCUGGACUCCCGAGCAAGGAGGGGCCAGGACCCCCGGGACCCCCGGGACCCCCGAGCAGGGCCGUGCCCGGACCCCCGGGACCCCCGGCACCCCUGAGCCACGUCGUGCCCGGACCCCCGGGACCCCCGAGCUGGGGUUGCAGCCAUCACCCCGGGGGGCUCGGAGACCCCGAGAGCUGAGCCCAGCUGGGACCCCCGAGUGGGGCCCCGCCCGGCCCCGCCCCUCCCCGCUCCGCCCCCGCAUCGACCCGUGGAGCUUCGUGUCCGCGGGGCCGCGCCGGGCCCCGCCCCCCGCCGAGCCCCGCCCCCGAGACCCCUUCACCGACCAAUGAGAGAGCCCGCCGCGCCUUCGACCCGCCCCCGCCACCCUCCGGUGACCAAUGAGCGGCCGCGAUGGACGGAUUGACAGCAGCAAGCCUCGCCCGUCUCGCAGACCACGCCCCACCGGCUGUGAUUGACAUCUGCGAAGGCGGAAGCCCCGCCCAAGCUGGCGCGCCAUUGGUCAAAGCAAAGGGCAUUACAAAGGCCCCGCCCCUCCCGGGCGGGGCCAUACGGCAGGAAACCACGCCUCCUUCUUGGGGCAAAGCAGGAAGCUCCGCCCUGAUUGGUGGGCGCGCUGAGGCCCCGCCCCCUCAGCGGAAGCCCCGCCCCCGGGCGGUCCCGACACUGGACGGGGGUCCCGGGAGCUCCGGGGGGCGACUGUGACCAAAUAAAACUCCCGAGACCCCAAAA